Molecule: messenger RNA, 1631 nt
Organism: Gongylonema pulchrum
Lineage: Eukaryota; Metazoa; Nematoda; Chromadorea; Rhabditida; Gongylonematidae
Source: the annotation of a GenBank genome assembly
AUGAGCUCAGAGCCGGCGUCGGCUUUCCGAUCUCCCGUCAUUACAUCAUCGACGUCCGCCAAACCGGCUCAUCCGAUCAUCGCUCAUCCUAAACCUAUCAAGCCGUAUCCGCAUCCGGGAGCGCCAGAUUCGUUUGCACUAUACAGCUACUAUCUCAGCCAAAUGGGGCACGGUCUCGAUAUGCAGCAGUUUGCUCAGAUCGCGCAGCCUUCUGCUCUUCCAAGUCCACACUCGUUAGCUACAAGUGCAGUGUUUGCCGCUAACCCCGUCGCUGCUAUCACGGCAAAUAAUCAAACGCAGUGGGAUCCAGAAACAACCAGACCAGUUCAAAGGGAACCGUGCAGCCCUGAUUCACCGCAAAGCGCCGACACGUCAUGCUCGCGUGCACCGCAGCCCAGCACGUCGCCGAAAGACCGAAUAGCGAUGGCUACUACUGCACCGAUCAGCACCAGCAUCAACAGCACAGCGACGACGAGGACGAGUGCGCCAGAUCGUGGCUCCAACAAGUUCUCAUGGCUGAGCCAUUACAACGUCGAGACGAACGCUGCCGUUGCCAGUGCUGCGGCGCCGCUUCCGAGCUCCACGCUUAGCAGUCCAUCGUUGACUUCAGUACACUCCAAUGGCUCAGAAGCAACGCACACGUGGAAUGGACGAGCGGGUGGACACCGUCCUGGUGAAUUUACGUCCGCGUUUAUGGUCGAUUAUCUGGAUGAUGAUCCGCUGUUGUGCGCAAUUUGCUCCGACAAAUCAUCCGGACUACAUUACGGCAUCUAUACGUGCGAAGGGUGCAAAGGGUUUUUCAAACGGACAGUGCAGAAUAAGCGUGUGUACACAUGUGUCAGCGGCACCGGCAGCUGUCCGAUGACCAAGGAACAGCGGAAUCGGUGUCAGUUUUGUCGAUUUCAAAAAUGCCUGCAGCAGGGCAUGGUCCUUGAAGCGGUUCGUGAAGACCGGAUGCCUGGCGGCCGCAACGGAAGCGCGAUUUACAAUCUGUACAAACUGAAGUACAAGAAGACGAGGCGUCUGCAGGCGCUCUGCGAAAGCAUUCUCCGAGAAAACGCAGCACACGGUGCAGCGUCGCUAGCUGCUGCCCCUUACGGUAGCAGCUCAAGACUUACACCGUCAGGGCGCAGUAUGUCUGGAAGUACACCACCGUCAGGAAGUCCACCGUCCGGUACACCAGCUCCUGAAUUACGUUCCAGCAUCGAGCCACUCAACUUGUCGGCCAAAGAGAGUGUUAUCAAAGGCGAGACGAUGCCGGGAAGCGGUUGGUGCAGCAGCAGCAGCAGCACUGUCAGUCGACUUACUCCUUCCACGCGAUCUCUUCUCCCUCCACAAAACAAAAAUUUAAUACAGGAACUGAUAGAAAUAGACCACAUAGAAAGGCUGAUCAAUUUAAAAGGAUUACGAAUAGUGCACAGACUGGAGUCAUGCAGUAAUGAUGCGACAACCCCUGCUUGCCAAAGGUUAUCUCGAAUCGGCGACGAAAUCGUGGAACAGCUUGUGGAAUGGGCCAAAAUGCUGCCAUUUUACCAUGAAUUACCCGUCGAAGUGCAUACACAUCUGUUAACACAGCGAUGGGCUGAGCUGGUUGAUUACUUUUAUGAGUUUCUGCAUUUAUGCACUUGAAA